Branchiostoma belcheri (Belcher's lancelet) is the source of this 1129-nucleotide messenger RNA. RefSeq lists its product as uncharacterized. Bases 144 to 605 code for a protein of 153 amino acids. The transcript has 4 exons. The record is from RefSeq and is a predicted model, not a curated record. Lineage: Eukaryota; Metazoa; Chordata; Leptocardii; Amphioxiformes; Branchiostomatidae.
AAGGAAAGCCAGAAGCGAUCAGAAGCUCUAAUUGUCCUCUUGGUGUAACGAAGUCUCCACCGGUAGCUUGGAAGCCGAACAGGUUCAACGGCCGCAACGUCGCACAGUAGUUCGUACAGUCCUUUGCAUUAACAGAUCCACAUAUGUCACGAAUGGGGUCCCUAAAAACCGUCGCCGCCGCCGUCUGCGUGUCCGCCAUCUUGAUCCUCCUCAUCCAGCCCGCCCAUGCCGGCAGCAGCUUCACCACCAACCCCGACAUCUUCGACGAGUCCGGGGACCCGGGCCGGCGCACGCUGCCUCCGCGGGCGGAAUGGGAGACCGCCAUCGCCGACCUGGUCUCACGAUACCGGCACCUGAUCCUGGAGAUCCUCGGAGACGCCUCAAGCAGCUCCACUGGCGCCACUACACAGGAGAGAAGAUCCACGGCAGCGCCAGCAACUGCCGCGUCGGAAACAGAAAUGUCACAAAGCCAACUGCGAAACGUGGUGAACAGGUACCGCCAGCUGAUCCUGCGGUUCCUCCGGCGGGACGAGGCGACAGACAUGGCCGCUCAGCACAACGUUAGCCGAUCGCCCGCAGCUACAAGGGAGACGGAGGGGAAAUGAAGGCACAGAAAGAAGAAUGUCGUCCAUCAAUUGAGGAGCUUUGUUAACUAAAGACAGCCUGAAGACUAAAGAAUACACCAAUCACAUGGACAUGUUGGCUGUUUUGUCAUGCAUGGAACAAACUGGAGAUAGCUAGUUUGCUUUAACAAAUUCCUGAAAUGGUUUUCUUAAAAAUUCCCACUUUUCUUACAUACAUUGCUAUACCAUUGAAUGAAAUUUAGAAGUUGUAACUUUGCCUCCAACGGGAGAAAACUUGCGCAUGUUCCCCCCGUCAAAACAUGCUCUCGCGAGAGUAGGCGUUCAAUAUGACGGCCAUAUUUUUAAAAAUCCGACAUGUACUGAGUUUGGACACUUUAUUAUCAACAUCGAUACAUCUAGACCAUAAUGUAACCUUGCACGAACGUCCCAAAAAAAGGUAUAGCAGUCAUAUUCAUCCUCCACUAUGGUGAAGCAUGGUGGCUUUUAAAGUAGUUGAUAUGUCUUAAAAAGAACCAAAGAAAUAAAUAUUAUUUCAGCACAUAUGA